Cynocephalus volans (Philippine flying lemur) is the source of this 2730-nucleotide messenger RNA. RefSeq names its product myelin regulatory factor like (gene MYRFL). The transcript is spliced from 25 exons. The record is from RefSeq and is a predicted model, not a curated record. Gene Ontology annotation, biological process: protein autoprocessing; positive regulation of DNA-templated transcription. NCBI's taxonomy places the organism in Eukaryota, Metazoa, Chordata, Mammalia, Dermoptera, Cynocephalidae. Bases 1 to 2730 code for a protein of 909 amino acids. Gene Ontology annotation, cellular component: nucleus; endoplasmic reticulum membrane. Gene Ontology annotation, molecular function: sequence-specific DNA binding; DNA-binding transcription factor activity.
AUGGAUGUGGUAGGUGAAAACGAGGCUCUGCAACAGUUCUUUGAAGCUCAGGGGGCCAACGGCACUCUGGAGAACCCAGCCCUGGAUACAAGUUUGCUGGAAGAGUUCUUGGGCAAUGACUUCGAUUUAGGGGCCUUGCAACGUCAGCUCCCAGAUACCCCACCCUAUUCUGCAUCCGACCCAUGCUCUCCUCCGCAGGUCAAAGGUGCAUGCUACCAGACCCUGAGGCCUGCAGCGGGGCGGACUUCACCGACUUUUCUCCACUCCGCAGCUGCACCUGGGAUGUUGCCUGUGCACCCGCAGAGCACAACUGGAAUGAGUGACUCUGGCGAAACCCAUGGCAGCUUUUACAACUGCUACCCACACAACAGUCAUCCAACCACCCCCCUGGACCAAUCCGUGUCCUCCCAUCUGAAGAUGAGUUGUUCUUACCACCAGCAGCCUCGUUGCCACAGCCCUGGAGUCUCCUCGCCACCAACCAAGAAGAGGAAGUACACUCAGGCACUGGAGGCCUCUGGGGACGGCCGAGUAUGGGCCCGCCACGCCAGACCAAUGACGAAUAGGAGUCACAGCAGCGAGGUGCAGGACCAUGACAGUGAGGGACAGAAUGGAAUGCCUGCAGACCAGUACUCUCCUACUCUGAAGUGGCAGCCAUACCAAAGUGUUCCUUGGCACAGCUUAUUCAACGGUCAUUAUGAACAACUACCUAAUGUGGGUUAUCAAGUUGUCACAGAUAAAGGAUUUAAUUUUUCACCAGCAGAUGAAGCUUUUGUUUGCCAAAAAAAGAACCAUUUUCAGAUAACCGUUCAUAUCCAAGUCUGGGGAAGUCCAAAGUUUGUUAAAACUCAAAUGGGCCUAAAGCCAAUAGAAAUGUUCUACUUGAAAGCUUUUGGAAUUAAGGUAGAAGCCACCAAUCACAUAAUUGCUAUUGAACAGUCCCAAGCAGAUAGAAGCAAAAAGAUUUUCAAUCCUGUUAAAAUCAACCUUCUGGCUGACCAGGUCACCAAAGUAACACUGGCACGAUUACACUUCAGCGAAACCACAGCAAAUAAUAUGAGAAAGAAGGGAAAACCAAAUCCUGACCAGAGAUACUUCAUGUUGGUGGUUGGACUGUAUGCUGCUAACCAAGACCAGUUCUAUCUGCUGUCUGCCCACAUCUCUGAAAGGAUCAUUGUAAGGGCCUCUAACCCUGGGCAAUUUGAAAAUGACAGUGAUGUGUUAUGGCAGCGAGGACAAGUUCCCGAAUCUGUUGUCUGUCAUGGUCGAGUGGGAAUAAACACAGAUGCACCAGAUGAAGCCCUGGUUGUCUGUGGCAACAUGAAAGUGAUGGGGACAAUCCUGCAUCCCUCUGACAGCCGGGCCAAGCAGAAUAUCCAGGAGGUUGACACAAAUAAACAGCUGAGAAGAAUAGCCCAAAUGAGGAUUGUGGAAUAUGACUACAAACCUGAAUUUGCAUCUGCGAUGGGAAUAAAUACUGCCCACCAAACAGGAAUGAUUGCUCAGGAGGUGCAAGAGGUCCUGCCCGGAGCCGUAAGAGAGGUUGGUGAUGUCAUCUGUGAAAACGGAGAGAAGUUGGAGAACUUCCUCAUGGUUGACAAGGACCAGAUCUUUAUGGAAAAUGUAGGUGCAGUGAAGCAGCUCUGCAAACUAACUAAUGACCUUGAAGAAAGAAUAGAAGAGUUAGAAAUAUGGAACAGAAAGUUGGCCAGGCUAAAGCGGCUCAGUAGUUGGAAGUCCUCAGCCAGUGAAGCAAGCUCAAUCAGCAAAUUUAGCAGAGCUGUUAGUAUAUCAUCUCCAAGAAGGACCAUAUCCAAGAAAACUAACAAGGUUUAUUUUUCAGGAAAAAGACAGUCGUGUCCUAACUGGGUUUUCCAGACCUUGGUUAUAACUCUAAUUGCUGUGAUGACAUUGUGUGCCUUGACGAUAGUCUCCCUUUACAUACUCAGUUUAAAAAAUCAAGACCGAAGUGCCCCAAAUCUCUCUCCAAGCAACAGCACAAGCUCGCAGGAGCUAGCUGGGCUGCUCACAGCCUCCUCCUCAGCACCUCAGACACCACUGGCAACCACACAGACCUCCUUUCAAGUACCUGAAAUCUCUUUCUGUGAGAUCCUGUCAUGUCAGGAGACUUAUUGCUGCCCCAUCUGGGGAAGGAGAAGAGACUUUCCAAGUCCCGGGCAAAGACACUUGGAGGAGAAGAAGGAAAUCCGUCAGAGGAAACGGGCAGAAGACCCGAGCAAAUCAUUCCCGGCAAGAGAUGUGUUCACCAGCCCUGACUGGCGGAGUGACUGGAUUGAUACAACCAUCAGUUCUAUUCAGAUUAUGGAAAUCCAGCAAAUAAUAGAUCAUCGGUAUUGCAGUACACAUCUCCACUGUGGGUCUGGAAAUUACAAUUACAAGAUUCCUGUUAAUAAGCACACACCCACCAAUGUCAAAUUGUCUUUGGAGAUCAAUACAACAGAGCCAUUGAUAGUCUUCCUGUGCAAAUUUACCUGUGGAAAUAUAUGUUUCCAGAGUAAAAUGGAAGCCAAAGCAAUCCAAAGCCACAAAGUCUCCCAGGAGAUGACACAGGGAUAUCAGCACAUUUGGAGCCUCUCCGUAGCCCCGUUCUCUGACAGUGCAUACCAUUUCCGUGUAGCUGCACCGGAUUUAGCCGACUGUACAACGGAUCCUUAUUUUGCUGGGAUAUUCUUUACAGAUUACUUCUUUUACUUCUAUCGACGCUGUGACUAA